This is a messenger RNA of Sungouiella intermedia, 5361 nucleotides long. The record is from the annotation of a GenBank genome assembly. NCBI's taxonomy places the organism in Eukaryota, Fungi, Ascomycota, Pichiomycetes, Serinales, Metschnikowiaceae.
AUGUCGCAGAGAAGACGAAUAGAUCCAUACAUGGCGUCUCACGCUAGUGACGACUCCUCCACCGCUGGGCCAUACUAUACACCCAUUCAGGCCCAUUCGGCACACACACCAUCACUUUAUGCGCCACCGCCCCACUCGCGCUCCAAGUCCCCGUCCAGAUCCUCCUCCGCCGCCUCUAACCCCAACAGGGUUUCCACCAGCUCCAUAUUCUCUUUGCGCAAGUCUCGCGACAAGCCAGUACCGCAAUUUGAUGCUAUUCUGGACAUGCUGGACUCAGUUUCGGUGGGCAGCGGCGGAACUGCCCAUCUGAAUCACACAGCCAAUGACAUUUAUCUGGUAUCCAAUUCUUCUUUUGGCAAGCGCCAGGGAAGCAUGCUCAGUGUGGCAUCCACAGGAUCUUCAGGCAGUAGAGACACACGAGAUGGCCCGCUGUCGACGAUCACUCCAGGCCCGCAUGUGGCAAAUCUGACCCAUUCUCGCCAUGGAUCCACUUACUCAUUUCUGACCCCAGGAACCAAUCCGUACGACCACAAGACUUCACGAUCUGGUGGCGAAGUUACUCCUACGAGACACUCAGAUAAGACCACUCCACGCAAGGAGAAGGUCUCCUCCCGUGCUCCAUCGUUCCUGGCAUCGUCGCUCGCUUUGUCUCGAAAAGCCACCAAUGCAUCUUUACGGUCAGCGGCCCCAUCCAUGGCCACCAUCGAGGACACGCCCAGUUUACUGGCAGCCACAUUGAACGGCGGCAGUAAUAAUAGCAUCAACAAUGCUCCUCCGCUUGCACUUCAGCGGCCCUCCAAUCCACUUGAAAUUGAGCGCAUGUUUCGGGAGUUGAUGGAUCGCCGUGAUUUCCGUUCUCUACCGGCACAAGCACGCCAGGAAAUGCUCGCAUACAGCGUAGACAAGAAAUGGAUGCUCGUAUAUCAGGAUGCGCUCAGCGAGCACAAUAAGCAUAUUAAGAAGGGUAAGUCGAGUCCUGAGUUUUAUACGCGAAGACUUAUCUCCAAAAUGAUCACAUCAGAGGAGCUCGAGAACUUGUGGGUUUCGCUACGUACUGAACCUAUCGACUGGGUCCGUGAGUUCAUCUUCGAUUUUCAGGGUGACGUUGCCUUGUCUUCGUACUUGACUAAGGUCCAUGACCAGAUAGGUGGCCAAGACAUCGAAGACAUCCUGGAUGACAUCUUCAACAAGGAGUUUAACACUCUCAAAUGUUUACGUUGCAUGAUGAAUCAGAAAUUGGGUGCGGAGCGUGCCAAAACUGACGACUCCUUGUAUGUCAAUGCAGUGACUGGCUCUCUUCUCUCACCUCGAAUUGCCACCCGAAAAAUUGCUGGUGACACCUUGAUUUUCAUGAUUGCGUACUAUAGCAAUGAAAACCAAGCGAAGUACCAUAAGGUGCUACGUGCAUUGGAUGCUUUAUCCACCAAGUCUUACUAUGAAUUUGUCACUCCCAACACUCUGAGCAAGAAGUCUUUGCAAAGAAAGCCUCCUACUCCAAACAAGUUCCAUCGAUUUGAACUCUGGCUCAAGCUUGUGGAGAAGACCAUUGAUGGCAGAGGAACCUACAAGACAUCGCUUGUCGGAGCAUCAGACGAAUUCAAGCAAGCCUUGAUUGGCACAUCUUCUUCAACCAUUAGCACGUCUCAGAUUGAAAAUCAAUUUCUCGAAUAUUGUUUUGGAACUAUGCUUCUCAUCAACAAGAUCGUUGAGUAUGGAAUUGAUUUCAGAGUUCGUAUCCACCUUCGGUCCCAACUUAAAGCUGCUGGAAUUGAUACUCUCAUGAAAAAGUUUUUGGAAUUGGGAUACGAAAACUUAAACAAACAAUGUGAGAUUUACCGUGAAAUGGCUGACGGCGACGAACUAGAGUUAAAAACCAAGGAGCAAAUAGACGAGGACCUUGAUUUCAACAAUCCUGUCGAAUUGGUGAAAUCGCUCUGGCAAAGUGUUCAGAAUAGUGAAGCCCAGGGCCAUUUUGUUAGUGCAAUUCAGCACAUGUACCUCAAUCAAGUCGACAAGAAGGAUAAUGUUGAGGAUCUCUCAAGGAGUAUGAGGCUCUUAGAUGGUAUUAUUCAGAAUGUUUCCAGUGCUCAUACUACAAAUGAUGAUUCCGCAGUAGGAAUCGCUAUUAAUCGGUUGUUUGCCGGCUUGAGCACGGAUGACAUGUACAGAAAGGCAUUAUCGGAUGUUAAAACCUACAAGAAGAUUGCUGAUGAAGCAACGGCAGAAAGAGACGAAAUGUCGCGUCAGCUUUCAUUGGGAACUGAGGGAUUAAUCACGAGUAUGUCGAAUGAUAUUAGAGAGCAGGAAACUGUAUUGCUACGCUCGAGACGAAUGAACGAGGAGCUACAGGAAGAACUUGAAGAGUUGAGGAGAAAGCAUCUCAUCGAAAAGCAAGAACAAGAAGCGGAGAUGAGAGAACUAUUAAUCAUGCUCAACAGUGCUGACAUUAAGGCCAGAAAAGCAAAUGGCCGGACCACAGUUCUGGUUCAAACAAAUAACGAAGAACUCAUUAAGAAGUUGCAAAAACAAAUUCACAGAAAGAAGGCUGAGUAUAAACUCGAUAACAAGCUGUUUGGUACCCAUAUAGAGCCUAGUUCCAGAUUAAGAGCUUUGCGUGAACAGAUGAAUGAUAUCGAGAACUUGGCCAGAGAGCUUGAAAUGACCGACUUUGAAACUUACACUGCCCCAGUUACUGCCCCCCUCCAGAGCGAAAUGGAAGAAGAAGAUGAAUCGGAAGAGGAGACAUAUUAUCCUCCAAUUCCUGAAGGUCCGAAGCGUGCUUGUCGAGAGGACGAUUUGGAGAAGUUGUCUAGAUUGAGAAAAAAGCUUGCAUCUUUGCAAAAUGAAUCGAAUGAUAUCAUGAAAUUCAACAAUAGUGCCAUGUUCUCGAAACAGAAGUUUUUGGCUAUGGAAAGAUUGAGAGAGUUGGAAAUGAACUUCAAGGACUUCAACAUUGACUUUACUUCAUCUAACGAUCACGAGCUAUUCGAAAGCAUCAUUGAACCAAACAUGAAAGCAAAGAUUCAAGAAGAACUUGACGAGGUUUCCAAGCUCAAAGCCGACUUGCAGGCCCAAUUGAAAGCUUUGAAAGGAACACCACCAUCAACUUCUAGGAAUUCAAGAGCGUCUUCUGUUGAGGUCUUGGCUAAAAUUGAGAAGAAAUACGCUCAAGGAAAAGUCAAACAGAGUGAUGUGGAAGAAGUCGUCAAGAGUUCGAUAUCUCCCGUCAAGGACUAUAAGAGCAACAGGAUUUCUACAGUCAGCAAUAUGAAUCCAAAGUUCUUGAAAGAGUUGAGCAACAAAGUUCAGAAAGUGGAUGCGAUUCCAGAUACACAAGAAGAACAUGACAAAGAAGAAGAAGAAGAGGAGGAUAGUGACAAAUUCGAGGAUUCCGUUGAUAAGCAGGAAGAAGAACCCUCCGUCACUGCGACUAUUCCACCACCAGCUCCACCUCUUCCAUCAACACUCGGUGGCCUGGCUCCACCACCACCGCCACCACCUCCACCAAUUCCACCAGCAUUGGGCGGUGCAGCUCCACCCCCGCCACCACCUAUGCCUUUAUUCACAGGUGGCGGUCCACCCCCGGUACCACCUCCGUUACCUGGUGCGCUUGGUGGUCCGAACGCACCACCCGCCCCACCUCCACCACCAUUUCCAAUGCAGAAAACUGGCUCACCUUCUCCAAGUCCUUUGCCCGUUGUCGUUCCCAACUCAUUUGAUCAAUAUCCACGUCCUAAAAAGAAGUUGAAGCAAUUGCAUUGGGAAAAGGUCGAUGGUUUAGAUGGCGGAAAGAGCUCUUUUUGGCACGGAUCACAACCCCAUAAUGUGGCUACUGAAUUGAUGGAUAAGGGAGUCUUGGACGAAAUUGAGACCAUCUUUGCAGCAAAAGAGAUCAAGAGAUUGGCAACCAAGAAGAAGGAAGAUGUCGACAAGGUCACGUUCUUGGCUAGAGAUAUCGCACAGCAGUUUGGUAUUAAUUUGCACUUUUACAACUCUCUUUCAGACACUGAAGUUGUGGAUAAGAUCUUGAGAUGUGACAAGGAUGUUCUCGAGAAUCCAGCAGUUUUGGAGUUCCUCUCUAAAGAUGAAAUUGUGGAAGUUUCCAAUAGUUUGGCAAGAAGCCUUGAACCAUAUUCUACUGACUACAAGUCUGAUCAAAUCGGUUCGCCAGAUAAAGAUCCAAAUGAAUUGCAAAGACCAGAUAGAAUUUACGUGGAAUUGAUCUACAACUUACAACAUUACUGGAAAUCUAGAGUCCGGUCUUUGAGAACGAUUGCCCAUUACGAGAAAGAUUAUGAGGACUUAGUGAAGAAAUUGAGAAGCCUCGAUGCAGCUGUUGAAAGCAUUAAGCACUCUACUCAUUUGAGAAGCGUCUUCGACAUCAUCUUGGCUGUUGGUAAUUACAUGAAUGAUACCUCCAAACAAGCCAAGGGAUUCAAGUUGAGCUCUUUGCAGAGAUUGAGUUUCGUCAAGGACGAUAAGAACAGCAUGUCUUUCUUGCAUUAUGUCGAGAAAACCAUCCGGACAUUGUAUCCUGAGCUUUUGGACUUCUUAACAGAGCUUUCGAGUUGCGUUGAAGUUGCCAAGUUCUCCAUUGAGAAUAUUUCUAGUGACUGUAAGGAGUAUGCACAGUCCAUAAAGAAUGUUCAAAGUUCGAUCGAUGUUGGUAAUUUGAGCGAUGUAUCGACUUUCCACCCUAAGGACCGUGUCUUGAAGGUGAUUUCCCCACUCUUACCAAAGGCUAAAAGAAAGGCUGAGUUGCUCAUGGACCAAUCUAAUUAUACAUUCAGCGAGUUUGAUAAACUUAUGAGCAAGUUUACCAACUUUAUGACAGAGUUCAAGAAGGCUCAGCGUGAGAAUUUGAAGCGCGAGGAAGAAUUAAGAGUAUACGAACAGAGAAAGAAACUAAUCGAGAAUGCCAAUCUGGCCAAGGUUGCCAAAACUGAACAGAAUGAUGAUGAUUCUGAAAACGUCAUGGACUCUCUUCUUGAAAAAUUAAAGGCUUCGGGGCCACAAAAGGGCGAACCAUCUUCUGCAAGAAAGAGGGCAUUAAUGAAGAAACAUCUUUUGGAGAACAUCAAGAAAUCCAGUGGUGACGAGAGCCCAUCAAGACUGACGUUCGAGGAUAUUGGAGACUCUCCUGAAGUACCCUCUGAAGUGGCACCCGAAGGAGCGGAUAUUGGAUCGAGAGCCAGAAGUUUACUUCAAGAGUUGCGAAAAGCAGAAACAUCUGAUGCAGAAAGGCUUUCAAGUGCGGCUCAAUUCAGACAACAAAGACAACGCAGAAAGCUAAACUUACAGUCUAAGGAUACAUUUGACGAGAAGCCUAGCCAAGAGAGUGAGGAUUCUUCUAAUGCAUAA